UAAUUGAGAAACAACAAGGUCAAUAUCAUAAUGAGUGCGUAGUUCGUAUACGAUGUUCCAGUUACGAAUCUCUGUCGUCGAUUUGUCAGUUAGAAUCUGCCAUGACGCGGGUGGAGACGCGAAGUCCACAAGCCUUAUCCGUCAAGACGAGUCAAAAAAGUGCUAAUUUCUGUCGAUUUCUUACCGCGAUCGCUUUAUCUGCUUUCCUAACUGCAGUAUAUUUUGUUGUUAAAAAAUCCGACGAAUCUUUAGGCGAUCCAUCUGAUCAAUUCGUGGUGAAAAACAUUCCCAAAGUCUACACUCAGCUAGAAGACAUCGAUCCUGAGGAUAGAGAAGUAUUUCAAGGAUUUAAAACGUCGUUCUUGCCGCCAGAAGAAAUAAUCCUUGCUGGCACUAAUUCAAAAGUUAAACACGAAGUUUAUGAAGGAAAUGUUACUAGUGAUAUAUUGAUAUGGGGAGGUCUGAAUAAGCACCAUGGGACACCAACUAGAGUUAAACGCCUGAGUCACUUCACAUUUACUUCACAAAAUUAUGACCAAGAUGUGUCAUCAUAUCGAAAACUCAAAGAUGACGUCCGAGAAGAUGUCGAAGACAAUGAAAGUGAAAUCGACGAGGAAUAUGAAUCAUCAGACGCCAGCGAACAGUAUGACGAUGAUGAAAACAUUGAGAGUAUGGUGCCUGAAACCCACGUAGACCGGGGUCCCUUGGAUGAUGUGGUAGAGCAAGUUAGAGGACAACCAGAGCUUGAAGAAGGCGAGAUGGGAUCAUCGGCACGACUUUACAAGCCAUCGAGAUUUUAUACAGGUAUUCAUGCGUUCUGGAAAGGUCAAGGUGACAGAGAAACAAUUAGAAAAACACAAGCGAACAUAAUGAGGCAAUACAUGGACGCAGGGGCUGAUCCAUGCUAUGACUUUUAUCAGUACGCCUGCGGUAAUUGGGCUGCUCUUAAUCCCAUACCCGCAGACAAAGCUGGGUAUGAUACUUUUGAAAUGUUACGAGAGAAUCUAGAUACAGUUCUCAGAGAACUAUUGGAAUUUAAACCGAAUGAACGGAUCACUAGCAUAUAUCCAGGGAAAAAUUUAGACAUCCAAAACAAUUUAAUUAAUGAAGUUAACAAAGCUUCAUAUAACUUUGUCCUAGAUGUAAUAGAUACACAUUCUAAAGUAAUUAAUGAUACAGCGGGGGAUGAAUAUCGCUAUGAUGUUAAUGCUAAAGCUGAGAAUUCAGAAAUUGUAAGUCGUAUUCGGCGGUACUUGGAUAAAAAAUCGAAAGAAAUAAUGAAACCUAUAUCGAGAUUUAAAGAUAAGUUUCACAAAAAUAACAGACUAAAGAAAGGAAGGCUAAAGAGGGAUACAAGUAAUAGUUUUACAAAAUAUACAGGAUCUAGAGACAUUAAUAAAAAUAAUGCGAAAACUCAACACACAAGAUUUGGCAGAAAGUUGCAAAUGUAUACUAGGAGAAUCAAACGUAAAAAAGAAAGAGAACCUACCGCUCGAAGAGCAGAUCAUAAACACAUAUCUCAACACGAUCCUGCCAAUGGUGACGCUGCAUUAAAAGCUAGAUUUUUAUUCAAAUCAUGCAUGAACAAUGAAAUCUUAGACAGACGUGGACAUCAACCCUUAUUAGACUUGCUAAAUUUGCUAGGUGGCUGGCCCAUAUUGGAUCCAAAUUGGAAUGAAACAAACUUCGACUGGCUAGAACUAAUGGCGAAACUGAGACUUUACAAUAACGACAUACUCAUUUCUGAAUGGGUGGGCCCUGAUAUCAAAAAUUCUGAUGAAUUUGUCAUUCAGUUUGAUCAAACAAGUUUAGGUUUACCCACAAGAGAUUAUUUUUUACAAGAUAGUAACAAAAUAUAUUUGGAAGCUUAUAAAAUAUAUUUGACAAAGAUCGCUUUGUUACUUGGAGGGGAUCCUCAACAUGUUAAGACCAGUGCAGAUGAAUUGAUUAAUUUUGAAAUCAAACUGGCGAAAAUAACGUCAGCACCAGAGGACAGAAGGAACGUUUCAGAGUUGUAUCGAAGGAUGCCGCUGCGCAAACUCGAAGAGUUGGUCCCGAAAGUGAAAUGGCGUCGAUAUCUCUGCGUUGUUAUGAACAGAACCGUACAUUCUGAUGAAACUGUUGUUCUUUUUGCACUUAACUAUGUGCGGCACUUAGUCCAAUUGAUAGAGCAAACGAAGUCGAGCACUCUAUCAAAUUACCUAAUGUGGAGAUUUGUGAGGCACAGGGUCAACAACCUAGACGACAGGUUUCAAUCGGCCAAACAGCAGUUUUAUUAUUUGUUAUUCGGCCGCGAACAAGCCCCUCCUAGAUGGAAGAACUGCAUCUCCCAAGUAAACUCAAACAUGGGUAUGGCCUUAGGUUCGAUGUUCGUCAGAAAAUACUUCGAUGAAAUAAGCAAAAACGACACACUGUUCAUGACUAGAGAAAUACAACAAUCUUUCAAAGAGUUACUACAUCGAACUGAUUGGAUAGAUGAUAAAACAAAGAAAUUAGCAGCGCACAAGAUAGAUGCAAUGAUGCUACGGAUAGGUUACCCGGACUUCAUAUUAAAUAAGAAAGAACUAGACGAACGGUACAAAGAAGUAAUCAUUUAUCCCGAUAAAUAUUUUGAGAAUAUAUUGAAUAUAUUGCAACAUUUGACGAAGAUGGAACAGAUGCGUAUCGGACAACCAGUAAACAAGACGCUAUGGAACACAGCGCCAGCAGUGGUGAACGCGUACUACAGCCGCAACAAGAACCAAAUCAUGUUCCCAGCUGGUAUAUUACAACCGCCGUUCUACCACAGGCAUUUCCCACGCUCCCUCAACUACGGAGGAAUUGGAGUUGUUAUUGGACAUGAAAUAACCCAUGGCUUUGAUGAUAAAGGCCGACUGUUCGACUGUGAUGGUAACCUGCACCGCUGGUGGUCAGAUUCUGCCAUUGAAGCGUUCCAUCAUCGAGCGCAAUGUCUGAUAGAUCAAUACGGACAAUACGUUGUGCCUGAAGUGAAUAUGAAGUUGGACGGAGUGAAUACACAGGGUGAGAAUAUAGCCGACAAUGGUGGUGUGAAGCAAGCGUUUCGCGCCUACUUACACUGGGUACAACGACACGGCACAGCUGGAGAGACCUUACCCGGACUGAACCACACGCACACGCAGUUGUUCUUCCUCAACUUUGCGCAGGUUUGGUGUGGAGCAAUGCGACCUGAAGCAAUGAGAAACAAACUUAAAACGGCCGUCCAUUCUCCAGGACGCUUCAGAGUUAUUGGCACUUUAUCAAACUCACACGAUUUCGCGCGAGAGUUCAAAUGCCCGCCCGGAUCUCCCAUGAAUCCCACUGACAAAUGCACUGUUUGGUGAUCAAGAUGACUUAUUCUACUGUAAGCGAAUACGUAAUAAACUAAAUCGAAGCAAUUUCGGAAGUGGACCAACUAUAAAAUUUGUUCAAUAGCUUGAUUUUUAAAAACACGCAUAUUACUUACACACUUAUAUAAGAUAGUGUUCGGUAUUGAAGAGAUAAGCUUUGAAGCAGUAUGAACUUUAAGUAAAAGAAAUAUGACUUGAAUUACUAUACAUAAUUAAGUGAACAUAAAAGCCUGCGCACACCGGAACGGAGAGGCAGAGGAAUUCGCCACCGGUCAGCCCACAUUAGUCGCUUAAAUGCUGUAGUAUUCCGGAAACUUACCAAGACACCACAACGAACCGCGGCAUUCCACGUCACGUCGAAAUAUACCUCGACAGCACCUGCUGUCUGAUAAACAUUUUAGUUAUAAGUUGCGUUUGCACGAGUAUUGUUCUUGCUUGAAGUUUUAAAAUGGUAAAUUUUUAAUAUCGAUUAUUGCAAAUAAAAAAGAUGCCCAUGUUAAUGCUAGGGUUAAAAGAUUAGUUGACACUCUAUGGAAAGAAAGAAAAAUGCACUGCCUCACUUCGCGGCAUGACACGGCGUCCUUCGGUGUGCUGUUGCAUAUCGCAGUGCGCCCCGGCAUUCCUUAGCGCACCUUCCAAUGCCAUGUCAAGAAAUCCAUUACGAUACCACGGAAUCAAUUUAAACCUUUGAAAUUUAUUUCGUAUUCCUACUAAAUAAGUUUGAAUGUCCUUUAGUAAUAAUUUUAAUACUCUACCAUUCAGACCCGGUGUGCAUAGGCUUUAAAUAUAUUAAUUACUGAAUCGGCAACGUAAUCCCGAAAUAUUUACUAAAUAUUUUGUAGAUCCUAUUUAAAGUAUAAUUCAACAACAAGCUCUAUUGUGAUUCUUAUAGUAAAAUAUUUAAGAUGUUGUUUAUAAUUAUUUACCGUGUUAUUUUCAAUAAAUAA
Molecule: messenger RNA, 4294 nt
Organism: Manduca sexta (tobacco hornworm)
Lineage: Eukaryota; Metazoa; Arthropoda; Insecta; Lepidoptera; Sphingidae
Gene: Nep4
Product: neprilysin-4-like
Exons: 13
Coding region: 102-3341 (1079 amino acids)
Biological process (GO): protein processing
Cellular component (GO): plasma membrane
Molecular function (GO): metalloendopeptidase activity
Source: RefSeq, a predicted model, not a curated record